This is a messenger RNA of Adineta steineri, 2232 nucleotides long. Lineage: Eukaryota; Metazoa; Rotifera; Eurotatoria; Adinetida; Adinetidae. The record is from the annotation of a GenBank genome assembly.
AUGCCUUAUUUAUCUGAUCGACAAUAUGGUCUUCUAUCUCAUCGACGUUUAUUAGUUAAAUUAAAAAAUUCAAGUUCAAUAACUCGCCGGCUUAAAUUAGAUCGAACAUUAAAUGUACAUCGAGGUUGUGUAAAUACAAUAUGUUGGAAUGAACGUGGUUCAGCAAUAUUAUCUGGUUCUGAUGAUCAACAUCUAAUUGUAACUGAUCCAUAUACAACAAAAAUUUUAACAAGUGUACAUAGUAGUCAUAGAGAAAAUAUAUUUUCAGCUAAAUUUUUACCAGAAACAAAUGAUCGUCGUGCAAUAUCAUGUUCAGGAGAUGGUGUUAUAUGUCAUACAGAUUUUGAUCGACCACCCAAUACACAUAGUAAUGAUGGUUGUUUUACUUGUCAUGGAGCGGCAACAACUUAUGAAGUGAGAGUUAUUCCACAUACACCAAAUUUAUUUUUUUCAUGUUCUGAUGAUUGUACGGUACGAUUAUAUGAUUUAAGAACAAAAAGUAAUUGUUUAAAAGCUCAUUGUAAUGAUGAUAUACUUAUAAGAAGUAAAUGGGCAAUUACAUCUAUUGAUAUCAAUUCAAUGAAUCCAAAUGAAAUUGUUUGUGGUUGUUCUGAUUCAUCAGUUCGUUUAUAUGAUCAUCGAAAACUUUCUACUCUAUCAACAGCUGAUACACCAACGGCUCGUCGUUGUGAAGCAUCAAUUAGUGGUCUUAUAUCUCGUUUUGUAUUAAUGGAUCGUAAAGAAAAACGUCCACCACGUAUAACAUCGGUUGUAUUUAAUCCAAAUGGUACGGAAGUUUUAGCAUCAUACUCAUCUGAAUCCCUUUAUCUACUUGAUCCAAAACAAACAAUAUCACAAGAACAAAGUCAAGAACGGCUUACUCAACAUCGAAAUGAGGAACAAACAAGAGCAAAUGUAAAUGAAAGUAAACCGCCAGUAGUAAAUGAGUCUCCAACAACACCAGAAAAGAAACCGUCGCAUUUUAAACGAUUACGUCUUCGUGGUGAUUGGAGUGAUACAGGUCCUGAUUCUCGUCCAAUGAAUGAACAAGAAACUGAAGCAUCAGCAGCAGCAGCAACAGCAACAUCUAAUCCUAGUAAUACUGAACAGCAACAAGCAACAACUGAUACUAAUAAUUCAGAUGAACAACAAUCAACAGCACGAAGUCGCAAUUUACAAAACUUUUUUAUGCAACGUAUGAGUGAUAUAUUAACACAAUUAGUUACGAGUACUGGAACAGAUAAUGAAGAAGGUGAACCUGCAGUCUCUUCUAAUAAUAAUAAUAAUAAUUCAACACCAACUAUUGUUGAAGAAAAUACACAUACUGAAUCACCAAUGUCGGUGACUACUACUCCUAUUAUAGAAUCACCUCCAUCUAUUGAAGAUACAGCCGCAGCAGCAACAACAACAACAACAACAAAUGAUGAUAUUAAUGAAAACGAUACAGAAUCAGAAAAUAGUCGAGACAGACUGGGAUUUUUUGAUAUUUUAUUUGGACGAGAUCGUCAAGAAAAUAAUGCAGAUGAUGAUGAUGAUGGUGAAGAUGAAAUCAAUGAUGAAGUUGAAGAAGAAGACAGUAUGGAUGAUGAUGAUGAUGAUGAUAGAGAUACUGAAGAUUCUCAAGCAGCAUCAUCAACAUUAACAACAGAUAAUAAUCCUACAUCUGGACGUGCACGUCGUCCAUUAAUGGCUGCAAAAUGGGAUCGUAUAAUGAAACGUCGUGAAACAGAACGUCGUCAUGAAGAAAAUCUAUUAAAAAAUGUUCCUAGUUUAGGUUUAAUUAAUUCUUAUUCUGGCCAUCGUAAUGCACGUACAAUGAUUAAAGAAGCAAAUUUUUGGUCGGAUUCUUAUGUUAUGUCUGGUUCUGAUUGCGGACAUAUAUUUAUUUGGAAUAAAUUUACUGGUAAACUUGUACGAAUUAUCCAAGCUGAUGAACAUGUAGUGAAUUGUGUACAACCACAUCCAUUAGAUUAUCCAAUAUUAGCAUCAAGUGGAAUUGAUUAUAAUAUAAAAUUAUUUUCACCAUUGGCUGAAACGCCAGUUGAUGAUAGUGAACUUAUUAAUCGUACAAUAAAACGUAAUCAUGCAAUGUUAGAAGAAACAUCAAGUACAAUAACUGUACCAGCUACAUUUAUGUUUCGUAUGCUAACAUCAUUCUAUCGAUUACGACGACCAGAAGGAUUAUUUGGACUAGAUGAUGACGAUGAUAACAACGACGAAUCAACCGAGUGA